Anopheles moucheti is the source of this 1630-nucleotide messenger RNA. Its product is annotated as caspase Dronc-like. Bases 49 to 1341 code for a protein of 430 amino acids. Gene Ontology annotation, biological process: proteolysis. The transcript has 4 exons. Gene Ontology annotation, molecular function: cysteine-type endopeptidase activity. Lineage: Eukaryota; Metazoa; Arthropoda; Insecta; Diptera; Culicidae. The record is from RefSeq and is a predicted model, not a curated record.
GAAUAACAUUUUGUACGUGAAAAUAAAAGUCUGCAAUACUGCCGUAAAAUGAACAACAAGGAUCGAGCCAUUAUUUACAGCAAUUUGGAGAAACUGGUGAACAACACCAACUAUAACAUAUUGCGUUCUGAAUGCAUGGAACGAAAUAUGCUCUCGCAGAUAAUGGCGUCUCGUAUUGAGAGCAUGGCGCAAGAUGAAAUCACUCGGCAUAAAAAAUUGUUCGAAAAGAUUACCAAACGUGGUCCCAAAGCGUUCGAUACAUUGCUGAGCAUAUGUCAGCAGAGGUUUCCCAUAGCUUAUUCUAUACUGAAACCUUCUUCGAACGACCAUCAAAUGCAUUCCACGCACAAUCCUCAACGAGUACGAUCGGUCAGCUGCAAUGUUGCCCCAAAGGUGUACUCAUAUCGCGGUCCAGGCGAUGUAGAAGAUGGCAAAAUUAGCAACCUUGCAUCAACCACGCUGGUCGAGGAAAGCAAACACGUCUUGCAAGUUUAUCCAGACAUCCUGCCAACUUCGUUCUCUGUUAAGCUAUCCGCUGGACCAACAGAAACGCACCCGAAAGUACCGGCAUAUCCAAUGAAGAGUCGCAACCGGGGCGUGGCUUUCAUUGUAAAUGUGAUCACCUUUGUGAAAGAUGUUCAUCCUAAAAGAAACGGGGCAGACAUCGAUGGAAGGAAUUUGAUUUCGGUAUUCCAGCAACUGGGAUUCGUUGUGUUCUAUUAUGAGGACAUUACGAUGGGUGAUUUAAAAGAACUGUUGGUACAGUUGAAGGAUUCCGAAUACUUGUCCUGCGAUUGCUUUGCCUUUUACAUUCUCUCUCACGGAGAUCAUCGAAAGGGCAGCGAUUACAUUUUCCUGCACGAUAAUUCAAUCCUACGCGUAGAAGAUCUUUUAACGGAGUUCAAUACCGUUAACUGUACCAAAUUGAUCCGUAAACCGAAAUUGUUUUUCAUUUCUAUUUGUCGCGGAGUUCAAUCCGAUUUGGGAUCGUAUCGUUUAUCAACGAAUACGGAGCGUGACGGUAUGAUUGACUUGAAGAAACCAUUACCGUCAAACAUUGCUACUUACUGUGACAUGCUGGUGUGUUACGCGACUGUACCAGGAUUUGCCGCACAUCGAGAUACCAACACGGGAUCAUGGUUUGUCGAAAGUAUGUGCAAAAUUUGGUCCGAACACGCACACGACACGGAUGUAGAGAUCUUGAUGAAGCUGGUAGGCGAAUAUGCAGCCACGUACCGCACAGAGGCGGCUGCAUUGCAAACUAUCUGCACGGAGCAGAGAGGAUUUUUCAAACAACUGUACUUAAAUCCUGGCUAUUAUGAGUUUCCGGUAGAAUUGUGAUUUUUUUAAUUAAAAAAUUGAAUGGAUAAUUUAUAGAAAUAUGCGCCACGUAAUAGGGAGGGGCAUUAUUUCUUCAUCAUAACUUUUUUUUAUCUACUAGUGCCUUACAUGUUCAGAGAAUGAUAUUUCAUAAUAAGUGUUUCUGACGAGCGCUGCCAAGAACUACUUUAACUAAACGUACUAUAUCAUAAGACAGCAUUACAUUGACAUUACAUUGGUCAUUACCCUAUUCUUAAGUAUAAUACAUAUUAUCAUUUCUUCGAGUAACGUUCAUUGAAAUAAAACUACU